AUGGGAAGAGUCCUCCGCGUACCCAGAGGCGGCCUAAAACACUUGUCAUCCCUAGAAAUCCUGCAUGGCUUCGAGCAUGCAAUCCGGCCACUCUUCCUCCCAGGUCCACGUAACAAACCCCAACAGCCCGCUCGCGAUCUCACAAAGCACCUCAUGGACCACGAAGGCGUAUUACUCAUGCCAGACGUCAUGAGCCACCUCUACACGCGCGUCGAAAAGCACACCUUCGCAACCCCCCAGUCGCGACGAAAGUGCUGGGGCAUCCUCCUCCCAGACAUGUCGCCCACACCCGGUACAUCCAUCACCCUCGAAGUAAAACCGAAAUGGCUCGCGCAAUCGCCCAACGCACCACCUGGAGCAAUCCGCUGCCGCACCUGCGCCAUGCACGUUUCUGUACCCAAGAAAAGGGAUAACUAUAUCUGUCCCCUGCAGCUGCUGCAUGGAAACUCCUCGUCCCUACUACCAUGGUCCCAAGCGACAGUUUCCGAACAGUUCGACAGCAAUACUGGGAAAGAAGCCCGACCAUCCCCCGCCGUCAUCGCCGCGCUUGUAAAAGCACUCGUGGAUUACCUUACCAUCAGCGACGGUCUCGCGCUCCUACAACACCUCCUCAAUCUGCAGAGUUCGCUUGAUCCGCGGGGUGUGCUUUGUCGACCUAAGAGUAACGCCGAGGCGUUUGAUCAUAACCUUAGGCUGGCCAUGACGCUGAGGGACUGCUCGAUGUUCAUCAAGGUUGCGUAUGACAAGGCUGGUGUUACGGGGAUAGAAUCGAAAUUGGGGGACUUGGAUUUCAAGUCGGCGGAGAAGAUUGUGGAUUGGAUGGAUAAGGAGAGGGGGUUGUUGCUGGAUGGGUCGUAUACGAAGGGGGUGAAAGAGGGGCCGGUGUGUUGGCUUCAGAGGGGUUUGGGCGUUUGA
Alternaria ventricosa is the source of this 915-nucleotide messenger RNA. RefSeq lists its product as uncharacterized. The coding region runs from base 1 to 915 and encodes 304 amino acids. Gene Ontology annotation, cellular component: nucleus. The record is from RefSeq and is a predicted model, not a curated record. The transcript has a single exon. Gene Ontology annotation, biological process: inositol phosphate biosynthetic process. Gene Ontology annotation, molecular function: ATP binding; inositol-1,3,4,5,6-pentakisphosphate 2-kinase activity. Lineage: Eukaryota; Fungi; Ascomycota; Dothideomycetes; Pleosporales; Pleosporaceae.